UUGACUUCCGCAAUCCUGGUGGAAUAAAUCCAGCACCCCUAGUCAUCCGCCCACAUUAUCCACACUUCUCUGCUGAGACGAGCCCAGAGAACAGAUCCCCAUCAGCAGGAUGUGGGGGCUCAAGGUUCUACUACUGCUGCCUGUGGUGAGCCUUGCUCUGUACCCCGAAGAGAUGCUGAACACCCAGUGGGAGCUAUGGAAGAAGACCUACAGAAAGCAGUAUAACAGCAAGGUGGAUGAAAUCUCUCGGCGUUUAAUUUGGGAAAAAAACCUGAAGCAUAUUUCCAUCCAUAAUCUUGAGGCCUCUCUUGGUGUCCAUACAUAUGAACUGGCCAUGAACCACUUGGGGGAUAUGACCAGUGAAGAAGUGGUUCAGAAGAUGACUGGACUCAAAAUACCCCCCUCUCAUUCCCGCAGUAAUGACACCCUCUAUAUCCCAGACUGGGAAGGCAGCCCAGACUCUAUUGAUUAUCGGAAGAAGGGAUAUGUUACUCCUGUCAAAAACCAGGGUCAGUGUGGUUCCUGUUGGGCUUUUAGCUCUGUGGGUGCCCUGGAGGGCCAACUCAAGAAGAAAACUGGCAAACUCUUAAAUCUGAGUCCACAGAACCUGGUGGAUUGUGUGUCUGAGAAUGAUGGCUGCGGAGGGGGCUACAUGACCAAUGCCUUCCAGUAUGUGCAGAAGAACCGGGGCAUUGACUCUGAAGAUUCCUACCCGUAUGUGGGACAGGAUGAAAGUUGUAUGUACAACCCAACAGGCAAGGCAGCUAAGUGCAGAGGGUACAGAGAGAUCCCUGAGGGAAAUGAAAAAGCCCUGAAGAGGGCAGUGGCCCGAGUGGGACCCGUCUCUGUGGCCAUUGAUGCAAGCCUGACCUCCUUCCAGUUUUACAGAAAAGGUGUGUAUUACGAUGAAAACUGCAAUAGCGAUAAUCUGAACCAUGCCGUUUUGGCAGUGGGAUACGGGAUCCAGAAGGGAAACAAGCACUGGAUAAUUAAAAACAGCUGGGGAGAAAACUGGGGAAACAAAGGCUAUAUCCUCAUGGCCCGGAAUAAGAACAACGCUUGUGGCAUUGCCAACCUGGCCAGCUUCCCCAAGAUGUGACUUCAGCCAGCCAACCCCAUCCUGCUCUUCCAUUCCUUCCACAAUGGUGCAACAUACUGAUAUACCUUGGAAGGGAAUUGGUGUGCCUUUCUUGAAGAAGAUGUAAUGAUACAGAGAUUGUCUGUUCAGUUUCCAUGUUUGUUUGUGCUUCAAGUGACACUCCUACUACUUUUCUUCUCUCCACCCAAGGUCUUUAUUUUUUCAUUAGAAAUAGGAAAUUUCCCUAACAGGUAUGCAUUCUUAGGCUAAGAGAUGUGACCACAGCCUGCCCAGACUGUGUUGUCCUGGGGCCAAUGCUGUGUAAAUAGAGGCUAGAGAUCUUCAGCUAGGCUACAUUGUCAUUCACAGGGACUAGUUAGCUUUAACCACUCUAGAGGACUAAGGUGACCUGACUUCUCAGUCUCCACAUUUACUUCUAUAUCUUCAAGGUAGAAAUUCCACCCCAUUAAUAAAUCUAUUCAUAAAUCUUUGGUACAAGGUUACAUGAUACAACAAAUGUGUUUUGUUUUUCCUUCUUUGCAUUUAUAAAGUAAACUGUAUUUAUCGCUUAUCUCUAAUUUAAUAAAUAGCUAUUUAGUAAACAUUCAUUUUGUGUCAGAUACCAUGCUAGGUGCUGGAGACAAAAAGAUGAACAAAACAUAUUCCUUAUAUGUGAUGUGCUCACAGUUUGUCUGGAGAUUCUGUUGCAUAAACAAUUUGUCCUAAUUCA
Molecule: messenger RNA, 1808 nt
Organism: Balaenoptera ricei (Rice's whale)
Lineage: Eukaryota; Metazoa; Chordata; Mammalia; Artiodactyla; Balaenopteridae
Gene: CTSK
Product: cathepsin K
Exons: 8
Coding region: 110-1099 (329 amino acids)
Biological process (GO): immune response
Cellular component (GO): lysosome
Molecular function (GO): cysteine-type endopeptidase activity
Source: RefSeq, a predicted model, not a curated record